CAUAUAUGCUGACCCAAGUCUCACCUUCACCAAGCCCGGUCAUAAAUCAAACCUUCCCCACUAAUUUUUUUUAAUGUUUUGUUUUCUAAUUUCUAAUUCUCCGUCGUCUGCACCACCGCCUCUGCCUCUCCACCGGCGUUGCCAGCCUAUCUUCCUCAGCUCAAUCGCCGCCAUGAAACCAUGAUUUGAUAAUCCCCUUCCAUUUUUUUUUCCUUUCCUUAAAAGGUAACGGAAUCGAGACCAAGAAAAUUGUAAUAAACCUAUAUCUAUGGGCGCAUCGUUAUCCAACUUAACGGAGAACGGUGCCGCCGGCGGUGGCCCAGGUUUAGGGGACAUUCCGGAGAGUUGUGUGGCCUGCGUCUUUUUAUACUUGACGCCCCCUGAGAUAUGCAACUUGGCUCGGCUCAACCGCGCUUUCCGCGGCGCCGCUUCCUCCGACGCUGUCUGGGAAGCUAAGCUUCCGCCCAACUAUCAGCAACUGCUUGAACUAUUCCCGCCGGAACGCUACCAGAAGCUGUCCAAGAAAGACAUAUUUGCUCUCCUUUCUCGCCCUGUCUCCUUCGAUGAUGGCUACAAGGAGGUGUGGCUCGACAGGGUUACUGGAAGGGCUUGCAUGGCAAUCUCUGCGAAAGCAAUGACAAUAACGGGGAUUGAAGACCGGAGAUACUGGAACUGGAUUACAACUGAUGAAUCUAGAUUUCAUGUUGUUGCCUAUCUGCAACAAAUAUGGUGGUUCGAAGUUGAUGGCUUUGUAAAAUUCCCCUUUCCUCCUGAUACCUAUACCGUGUCAUUUAGAAUUCACCUGGGAAGGUCUUCCAAAAGGCUUUUGCGACGUGUCUGCUAUGAACACACUCAUGGUUGGGAUAUAAAACCUGUACGAUUUGAACUAUCAACGGCAGAUGGUCAAGAAGCAUCGAGGGAGUGCUGCUUAGAUGACACUGAGCCCGAUGAUGGAACUGGGAAUCAUAAACGUGGAUGUUGGGUUGACUACAAGGUUGGUGAGUUUGUUGUCAGUGAAUCUGAUCCCGCAACUGAGGUUAGCUUUUCAAUGAAACAAAUUGAUUGUACACAUUCCAAAGGUGGGCUUUGUGUAGAUAUGGUAACCAUUAUCCCGAAUGAUCUAAUACGUGGACGAAAACGGGUUAUCUGGUCAUAGAGCACCUAGUUUGUCAGUGUUACAGUAGUUCUUUGUUAGGAUUUUUACGAUGCAGCUACUUGUACACAUGGAAGUAGUUAGAUGCAAUUAUCUUUUUUCCUUUUUUUUUGGGCUUUCAGUAAGUCGUAUGUUUGUGUACAUUCUGUGUCUGACUUCAGUUUUCUUCCAUAGAAAUUCAUUAGUAUGUAGUUUAUUUUUGGCUACUAACCAGAACUGCUAGUCUUUUUUGAAUGUAAAUGAUAAACAUUAUACAGUGAGCUAAAAAUUCUUUUUGGUGAUUCAAUUCGCCAACUGCGUUUGACUAGAAUUUUUUCCCCUUGAUUUUCUUUUAAUUCAUGAAUUAAUAUUCGUAUUGCUUCUAUCGUUCCUGCUUGCAUUUGCCCCCUGAAAUUGUAGAGAAUUCCUCUGGUGAGG
Messenger RNA from Oldenlandia corymbosa var. corymbosa, 1570 nucleotides. The record is from the annotation of a GenBank genome assembly. Lineage: Eukaryota; Viridiplantae; Streptophyta; Magnoliopsida; Gentianales; Rubiaceae.